AUGUGUGGCAGGACAGCUCAAGGACUGGCACCUGGCCAAAUCAGACAGCAGCUGGAAAACACUCUGCCAAGCAAGCCCGCAGACACUUGGAUAGGCGAAGACAAGUACCGCAUAUCACACAAUGUGCCACCUACGCGAUAUCAACCAGUUGUCCGGGCAGACUCAGCGACAAGGUCAUAUGUCGUCCAUAUGAUGAGAUGGGGAUUGAUCCCACGCCACACGCAGUCUAUGCCCGAAUACUCAUCGGUCCUCAAGUCGAUCAACGCUCGGGAUGACUCGCUGUUUAUGGGUCCCUCGGGCAAGGCCAUGUUCAACCAUUCCAAGAAUCACAAACGCUGCAUUCUCCUCGCCGAAGGGUUCUUCGAGUGGAGGAGACGAGGAAAAGAACGCGUACCAUUUUACACACGACGGCGAGACGGGAAUAUGAUGUUGAUGGCAGCCAUCUACGACGUGGCAAAAAUCAAAGAAGAGCCGGAACCCAUGUACACCUACGCCACUAUUACCACCAAUGCAUCACCACAACUCGACUGGCUGCAUGACCGCAUGCCCGUCCUUAUCCCCAACAACGAUCACGACAAAAUACGAGCCUGGCUUGAUCCCAACCUAAAAUGGAACUCAACACUGGAGGCCAUGCUGAAACCCUGUGACGAAUUCAUGGAGCCUAGUUCAGAGGGUGGGAAUGAGCCGGUCUAUGCUUUGGAGACCUACCAAGUGGACGAAAAGGUCAACAGUGUCAGGAACGACUCGCCGGAUCUCGUAAAGCCUUGGAACUCCAGCUCCAACAAGAAGACUCUGAAUAGAUUCUUUUUUGCAAAGCCAGAGCCAACGUCGAGCGAGCCAUCUCAAUCUGCACCAACAUCAUCGACCUCGACACCCCUCAAGAAGGAUGGCCACUUGGAGAGUAAGGACGGAGUAGGCGACUUUGACGAGCCGUUUGACUAUGCGGACGAUAUGGCUGUUGUGGGUGACUCUGAGGACAACUCGGUGAAAGACGAAGAGGAAUUCGAGCAGGAACAGGUCUCGGUCGGGGCAGAUGCUUCCAAGCGAGAUGAAGGAUUUGAGGAGCUGCAGGAGCAACGGCAGCAAGGACGGACCGUCUUGUCAUCAUCUAGUCAAGACAACGAUGACCCUGAGGACCGGGACUUGGCACUGGCUUUGAAGCUCUCUCGCCAAGCACAAUACAAUUACCAGCCCGCCGCCUCGCCCUCCAAUCGUACCGCUUCAAUACCCGAUUCGCCUUCUUCUCCUUCUACUCGAAUGAACAGAGCCGCGGUGGAUAGUCCUACCCGGAGUGUCUCACGGAAGAUGCAGGCCAUCAGUUCGUCCUUGACUGGCUCGGUCGAUCUUUUGGAGAAGCGGCGUCAGCAACGCAAGCAAGAGGAAGACGAAAUGGAACAGGUUUUGGAGCUGUCGCGACUGCAGGCCAUUGGGGACGGUCACGAGGAUGUGGACGGCGAAAACAACUCUCAAGACAGUACAACACGAUCAACUGCAUCCGAAGCGCCUCCAUUUAACAACGAAGAACACACUCAAGAUGAUUUGGAACGUCGAGAGGCCGAGGAACUGGAAAAGGCUAUCGCAGCCUCCUUGAACGACUCGGCCAAUGCAACUUCACCGACAUCAUCACCUUCAUUCAGCACAUACGCAUCACCUUCUCACCCAAAGAAACCGGCGCAGCCUCAGUCUCCGACUGCUUCUCCUCUGAAGAGAAAGUCAGCCACCCAGUCUUCGCCCUCUUCACCUGCUGGGUCGUCACCUAUGAAGCCCGCUAAGAAGGGCAAACCUUCUCAGGACGUCAAGAUUACCAGCUUUUUCCAGCACACAAGUCCAUCCUAG
Messenger RNA from Linnemannia hyalina, 1836 nucleotides. NCBI's taxonomy places the organism in Eukaryota, Fungi, Mortierellomycota, Mortierellomycetes, Mortierellales, Mortierellaceae. The record is from the annotation of a GenBank genome assembly.